AUUUCAUAUUAUGGUUACGGCAACUCUUUCGUCUCGCGCUACAGAACCACAAAACGCUGCAGCAGUAGCCGCAACAGCAGCUACUAAUGCGCGCUCGCGGCAACGUCUCUUGGGCAUUAAUUAUUGUCAAUGUAACUAGUCGCGCUAGAAUUCGGUAUUUUGAUUAUCGUACACAACAGUCUGGUACUCUGGUAAUCUAGUGUAGAACGAGAGUCAGUCGAUAUUAAUAACAGCAGCAGGUAUCAAACCGGAUUUCCGAGUGAAAAAUGCCGACCACCCGUUACACGCACGCGGUCGUGUGCCGUUUACCGCGAUCAUUGACCGACCGUCAACCGACCCUCGACUAUGACCGGGCCCGGCGACAGCAUGAGAACUACGUGCGGACUCUUCGAGACAUCGGCCUAGACGUGAUCGAAAUGCCGGCCGACGAGCAAACGCCGUGGUGUUCAUUUGUCGACGAUACUGCAUUCGUAUGCAAUGGUACCGCCAUGAUCACCAGGCCCGCGGAGCCCGACAGGGCCAAAGAAGUAAGUCCCCUGACAAUAAUAUUAUUAAGACUAAAAUUUUUUAUGAAACACAAGUUAUAUUACCCCCCAACUUCCUCUAACGAACAGGUAAUUUUUAAAAAAUCCCAAGAACAAUAAGUUUUUAGUACUUUUCUAUAAUUCACUAUUUAUACUUAUGGACGCCCAGUAUUCAAAUAUAUUGUUCACUGGGUGUCCAUUUUGUUACAACAUCGAUAUAACAUUGACUUCUAAAAUAACUAUUAAAUCGAUUGCUGUGUUUUAAAUCAUAAAUAAUAGGUAGAUUUAUUAACAUUUAAAUUGAUCAUAGUGUUCAUUUUUUAUUACUCUAGAAUGAAGUAUCUUCUACAUAAAAUAAAUCCAACAUUGUCCUUAAUCAAUAAGUGUUUGAAAUACUUCAGGUUGAAACGAUAAGAGCUGUAUUGAAGAAAGAAAUUGGAUUGCCUAUUGUUGAGGUUUCUGAUAAGUCUGCAAAAUUACAUGGAAGCGAUAUAUUAUUUACAGGUAAUAAACACAUGCUAUACUUAUAUUAUAAAUGCAUUUAUUGUUAAUGUUUCUUACAAUGUUACAACUUCAAAUUAAACCUACUGAAUGGAUUAGAGCUGAAACUUAGUACAAAGUUCCAGAUUAGAAAUAACAUAUGAGCUAGGUACCUACUUAAAAAAAAUCAACCCCUAAGAGUGGGGGGUGUUGAAAAUUAUAGUAUGGAUAAAUCAUAUGACACAAAUUGUAUUACUGUUUAAGUUAAAAAUUACUAACACACUGUAAUUUCAUUACCUCAUUGCAUUACUAUCAAUAGUUAUGAAUGUAUUUGCCGGAGCCAUAUGCUAAUAUAAUAUAAUAACUCACUGCAUUCCAACUUAAUUGGAUCAAGUUCAAAUUUCAAACACAUUAAUUUAAUUGUUUUUAUUUCCUAUUCAAUGUAAGUAAUAAUUUUCAUUCAAUACUAACAUGGGCAAAACCAUAAAGGACAAAUAGUAAUUCUUAUUUUACAUUUAUAAAAUAUUCAAAUUAUUUUAACUUUUAACAAUAUUUUUAAAAUAUUAGGUACCUUAAAUGUAUGUUACUUUUUCAGACACAAAGUAUUUGUAGGUCAUAUGAUAAUAAUUAUUACAAUACCAACGAUAAUUUGACAGUUAUUGAAACAAUUAAAAUUAUUGGGAUAGAUAGCAAAAAAUGAAUCAUCAUAUUUCUAAAUGACCUUCAUAGCAUAAUUAUUAAUUUAUCACUAUAACUUUUACUGCUUACACUUAAUAAAUUUACAACGUAUUGAUGAAACAUGUUAUUAAGUUAUGUUAUUUAAAAAUUAUAUUAGUCUGUAAUGUGGUGGUGUCAUUUUGAGCAGUUUAAACUGUCAAUUUUUUCAUUGUCAAAAUACUUAAUAAAUAUAAUUAUUAUUGUUUUUAUGUAGGUAAGGAAUUCUUUAUUGGAAUAACAAAAUGGACCAACGAAUUGGGAGCAUGUGCAGUAGCAUCUGCUUUUCCAGAAUAUCCGUGUACACCUAUUAAGGUAAGAAAUAAUUUAUUUAGCAAUAAUAUUAUUAUAUAUUUGUAAAAAAAAAUAAAUAAAGAAGUGUUUCUAAUAAUUCUAACAGGUUACAGAAAACAAACAUCUAAAAACAAUUGUAUCUAUGGCAGGACCAGAUCUUAUGUGCAUUGGUUCAAGUGAUUCAUCAAAAAAUGUUCUUAAGGUAUAAAUAUUAAAUGAUCGACUAAUAUACAUACUUAAUUGUUUUUAUUUAUUUUAUUUUAUAUUCACAGAGGUUAGAAAGAGAAGCCACGUACAGCUAUCAAAUUCUUACAUUGCCAGAAGAUGAAGCAGCUAAUGUUAUGUACAUCAAUGGUACAUUAUUGCAUCGAUCAGCCAAAGAAAUACCCCUAUCAUUCAGUGUAAUUUAUAUUUGCUAACUAUAUUUAUUAACUAAAUUAAUAAUAAUAAAUGUUUUUAAUUAACAAUGUAUGAAAAUAAUUCUAGGUUCUUAAAGAGAAAAUAACAGACUUUGCUCGCCAAUCGGUCGACAUUUCAGAACUUCUAAAAUGUGAAGAAGCUAAUUUGAAUUCGUAUUGUCUUUUAGUUAGACGUACUAAACAUAUAAGAAGUUUGUAAAUAACAUUGAUAUGCGAUUCUCUUGCCUCAGUAUUAUAUUAUAGAUAUCAAUAACACAUUACAUUCCAAUGUUUUUUUAGA
Molecule: messenger RNA, 2711 nt
Organism: Cinara cedri
Lineage: Eukaryota; Metazoa; Arthropoda; Insecta; Hemiptera; Aphididae
Source: the annotation of a GenBank genome assembly